Molecule: messenger RNA, 2262 nt
Organism: Parnassius apollo (apollo)
Lineage: Eukaryota; Metazoa; Arthropoda; Insecta; Lepidoptera; Papilionidae
Source: the annotation of a GenBank genome assembly
AUGUACAAAUAUGAUCAGUAUCAACUAAAAUUAUGUUAUGAGGAAAUUACGGUUGCAAAAAUCGACGAACAGCUACCACAUUACUUCUGUUUCGAAUGUGCCAUGUUGCUCUAUAAAUAUCAUAAGUUUAAGCAAAAAUGCUUCAGAGGUCAAGCAGCACUCAAGGCCUUACUACUAAAAGGACCUAUAACAUAUAAGGCUGUUAACAAUAGUAACUGCAAAAGUGAAAUACUUCAAUCAGCUUUAGGCAUUAUUACAGUAAAUAAGCGCGUAAAAACCUAUUUAAUUAAUGAUGGACAGAAUAGAGUCAUUCAUAAAAAAGUUUCAAUCGUUAAUGGUGAUGGUGAAGUUGCAGUAUCUAUGAGUACUGAAGAUGUUACUAAAACAAGUAAUAGAAAAGCUGAAUUAGAAGUGGAGUCUGAUAAAAUUUUAACUAAAAAUGAUAGCAGUGCAAUUAAGACUACCACAGAUAAUUUACUUUCGAGUACUGAUAAUGUUGACGAUGAUUUAGAUUAUGCUGUCGACACUGACAAUGAUAAUCAUUCUUUAACAGCAGUUUUUAUUCCAGAAAAGGAUUUAGUAAUAAAGACUGAAGAAGAUAAUCUAGAAAAUACCGAACUAAAUGACAAUAAUAUUGACAAAUCUAAUAAACAAUUGCCUCAAGAUAAACUUAGUCAAGAAAAAUUACAAAACAGCACGAGUAAAAGAGAAUUAAGAAAAUAUGAUUUCCCAGUAGCUAUGGAUACUGGUAGCGUAACUAAAAUCACAGAUAAAAAUAUUGAUUUUGGUAUUAAGUCGGAUGAAAUUUUAAUUAGAACUGGAAGUAAUGCAAUGGUAACUGUCGCAAGUGAUGUCCUUUCUAUUAUGGAUGACAGUGUAAACAAUAUAGACUGUGAUUCUGUAAAUGAAAAGAGCUUAACGACUAUGGAAAACAAUGUGUUAAUAAAAUCUAAAAAAUGUAAUGAUCAUUUGGAUGUAGCAGUUAAAAAAAUUAAAAAAAGUGUAUCAAAUAAAAAAAUCUUAGGCACAAGAAAGCAUAGUAAAAUAGAAAACAAUAAAAAUGUUCAAGAGGAGAAAAAGCACAAGUUUACAGCAACAUCCAAAAAAGUGCUGGAUCCAAGUAAAUGGAAGAAGAUAAGUUUGUCCGAGGAGGAGGCUGUAAAAGAGUUCGAGAAAAGAGCUCACGAUCCGAAAUAUGUGCAGGCCACUUAUCAUUGUAAGGAUUGCUAUAAGUUCUUCUCGAGAGAGGAUAUUAUGAUGCGCCAUUUGAAAUUAAGGCACAACACGUCCAUCGGUCCAUUCGAGUGUCGUUUCUGCCACAUGCGCUUCAAGCUGAAGUGUCGCCUACUAAAACACACGCGCAUGCACUACACUAAGUACGAGUGCUUGGUUUGCAACCUCGUUGUUACUGUUGAAUCCACAGCUCUAAUGCACGAAGAAGCGCAUUUAGGCGUUACGAGAACGUGCAAACACUGCGGCGAGGAGUUCAGGCAUUUGACGACGUACUAUUCGCACUUGCGUACCCACAGAAGCAAGUUUGUGUGCACUCUUUGCGGAGCGUCGUUUGUGAGCGACGCGGGACUGCAACAGCACAAACGCGUCAAGCACGUUGACGAUACUGAACAGUCAAAGAGUCCACAAGAUGCGGCCACGUUCUGCAACCGCUGUCAGAUCAAUUUCAUAACUGCGAGCGCCUUCGCGGAGCACCUCAAAUCGUCAGCGUUGCACGCGGAUGUUGAGAAAGCAGGCAACAACGAAGUUACAACCUCGAAGAAAAAGUACAGGAGGCCGCGGUAUGGAAGAACAACAAAACUCAAACCCACGACAUGCCAUCAAUGUGGUAAACACUUCGACUCCCAGACCCUGUAUUUGAAUCAUCAUCUCAAGGAACAUCCAAGGACUUCCAUCUUUCCGCCAAACGAGAGGCAUAUAUGCGAGAUCUGCGGAGCCUCGCUUGCGCCGGGAAGUAUAGCCAUGCAUCAAAAUAUCCACACGCGCGAGAAGCUGUACAAAUGCGAGACUUGCGGGCGAGAUUUCUACUCCUCUGCGAGUCUCAAGCGACAUCUUGUGAAGCACACCGGUGAGAAACCGUUCAAGUGUCCGCUAUGCGACAAACGUUUCACACAAGACAGUAGCAUGAAGCUGCACUAUCGCACCUUCCAUCUUAAACAACCCUACCCGAAACGGACUAGAAAUAAGAAGAAAGAAGAAAUACAAGAAGUCAUUCCAAUGGAGACUGAGGAAGAAUCUUAUUCAGAGUGA